AUGGCGACCACAAGAGGACCUUUGGAGGGGGCAGAAGCUGCAACGUCUCGGUUUUGGCUCCCUUCCACGAGCCUCACUGUCCAGGAAACGUUGACAUUCCCACAGUUGCAGCCCCUUUGUGUGCAAAUGCUAGAGGAUAUCAUAGGGGGCAUGCUUCCGGAAUGCAAGGACUAUAAUUACUCUGGGGAGAUCCAGGCACAUGGUGGAAUCCAAACAGUGACAACGGAAAUUCUAUCUUGCGUGAGACCCGAGGUCCUAGAACUACAGGAGCAGCCUGUCUCUAGAAAGGCUCUCAUGGAGACACUGGCAAGUCAGGACAAGGACGAGGCAUGGACUGGCCCAAUUGGUUACUUGAAUUUCGUCACAGAUACCAGAUGCCAGGAAUGGUUCCGGCUUUAUGUCGGACAAACAAACGAGCCUCAGCGUCGUAUUGUUAACCAGCACAUUCAAAAAUCACUGAAAGGGUCCACAAAAUCCCUGCACUACUACAUGAUUUGGCUGGGAAACGGGGAUAGGCGAGUCAAUUUCAUUAGGUUAUGGGGCUCACCAAAAUCCAAUGAGGCGAAUCGAACUGGUGAAGAGAAGAAGGCGACACAGAAUUGGGAGAAGAUAAAAAUGAAUCUUCUCGAGGCUCUCUUUUGCAAAGCCUUUUUCACUCACCAUGGCAUGCUCAAUCGUUGUGAACCCAACACGCUCGUUCCAACCAUGACCAGCUAUGGGCUGAAUGUGAUGUCUCCAUUGGUCUACGGUGGAUUCAAACCUGAUGCAAAAAGGUCCAUAUUUGCCAAUGCACUCAGCAACUCUCCUGACAUACAAAUCAAGUAUUGGCUUAUACUUCGGAGCGCCCGAAUUAGAGACCAAAAACUUGAAAAGAGGAGACAGUUGACCGUUUCACGUCAAAUUUUCCAAUGCGACUAUGAUAAGGCACUGCAGGACGCAUUGGGUGACCAAGACUUAUUCCAACGAGUCAAGGACUCACUGGAAUCCGAGAAGAUUCUUGCAUACAAUGAGGAGAGGAGCACUACACCCGUACCAUAUCUUGGGAGUCUUUCAGCAAAAGUGGCUUUUAUUCUCGACUAUGGUGCAGUAUCUGAAGCGUCAAAAGUGUUCCUAGAGACCUCAGUACAGCAAGAAAACGGUCUCCCGUGGGCGCUACGGGGUUGCGGGUUUACUUUGGAGAAUGUUCUGUCAUGGACAUACAAUUUCAAACAAUUCUCUCCCUUGGGUGUGGACAACUUGUCUGAUGAGAAUGAAGGUCACCAGGCCCACCGAAGUUUGAUCUUGAGAAGCCAAGCAAGAAUCUUUUUCUUGUGUGGUCCUCGUGCCGCAAAUGCAGUUCGGCCACGGUCUCUGAAAACUUUCGAUCUUGAGCUUCGCGGCUUUCGCUACAAGAUUUUUGUUACAUACUUCAACCGUUUGUUCAUUCAAUGCCCUGCCCUUCCAUCCAAAAUUUGGUCGAGAACUGGGACUGAUAGCACUAAAAUCAGCGAGGCCAUCCGAUGUGCUAUCAGUCUGCUACGCCUGGAGGGAAUCCGGCCAUACUCACUGGAAACACACAGCAUCGUGGGGACAAUCCUUACCUGGAGGAGACAUGAGAAAAUGGGAAAGCCCCCCAUAACUGUGGAUAAAAUGGACCUUUUUGUAGCGCUUUGGGUGGCAAGAAAGGGCAUUGACAAAGACACCCUCACAAAAAUCGAGCAGCUCGCAGGAUCUUUGCCUCGGGCACUGUUGAUGAUUUUGCAUGCCUUGCGUCGUUACGACGAACCUCAACCUCCCAAGCGACCGCUCGAUCCGGAAAUUUCCGACCAGGAACAUAUCCAGGCAAUUGUCCAAGAGGCUACGGAAGCCAAAGAAAAGAGCUACAACGAGGCGCUCCAAGGUCUUCCGUAUAUGACAUCUGUGAGAAAGGAUACAGAGUUGCCCCUGUUAGCCCUACCAGAGUCCAUGGCCCAGAUGAGGACAGACAGCCCCGAGGCUUGCGAUGAAGAGGAAACUGGCAGUGACGAUGACUUCGCAUCCGAAAGUGAAAGCGAUGACGAAGAAAUCGAGGGGUUUCCGUCCAAACAGUCCGUGAGUGGAGACAUGGAUUUCACUUCGACGGUGUCCCUAUUACCCACGAUUUUGCACCAGGUCCGGUCGCUCGUGUCACGGAGGCCAGCAGAAAAUCAGGAAGUCGACGAUCAACUUGAUGUCCAUAUUCCAGAUGCAGCAGCACUCUGCAGGGACGCAAUUGAUCAGGGCUUCCUCAGCACGGAGCACCCAAAACGACUGGCGAGGGGUAAAGGUCAAAUCUGGAAAAAAGAAAUUGACAAGUAUGAGAACAAGGAGUAUCGGUACCAAGCAAACCCAGACCCAAAUGUCACCCGAGCUAUCGCCGUAAAUUCUUGUUACAUCUUUUUCCGGAAAGGCGAAGACAUUGGGGAUGGGACAAUCUACGUGCGCAUUGAGAUAAAGCCUCAUGGUGAGAGACAUCCCAACUGUUAUGUCCCUCAAGCAUUAGACACAGACCCAGCGAGUCGACUCGGCUUCCUUCUCAGAUACACACCGUCUUCCGGACCUGAACGUCAGAGAUUCGCGGUAACUGGCAACAGUUCCAGGUCACUCUAUGCAGCCAACACGUUUGUUAAUUUAAUGGCUGAUGGGAUGUACUAUGAGGAAAUCGCCAAAUUUCCUCGACGGUAUAUUUAUCUCAACAAGGAGAGUGCACAUGGACCGGAACUAGCCCGCUUUGUUGACGGAGGCUACACAGAAGGGACCCCAAGUGUGUGA
Molecule: messenger RNA, 2769 nt
Organism: Talaromyces rugulosus
Lineage: Eukaryota; Fungi; Ascomycota; Eurotiomycetes; Eurotiales; Trichocomaceae
Exons: 3
Coding region: 1-2769 (922 amino acids)
Source: RefSeq, a predicted model, not a curated record